Molecule: messenger RNA, 5611 nt
Organism: Arachis duranensis
Lineage: Eukaryota; Viridiplantae; Streptophyta; Magnoliopsida; Fabales; Fabaceae
Product: lysine-specific demethylase REF6
Exons: 8
Coding region: 401-5227 (1608 amino acids)
Biological process (GO): chromatin remodeling
Cellular component (GO): nucleus
Molecular function (GO): histone H3K4me/H3K4me2/H3K4me3 demethylase activity
Source: RefSeq, a predicted model, not a curated record
CUGUGUGCUAAUGCUUUCAUACUUCCCCUGUUUUUCAAUCUCUCUCUCUCUCUCAUUAUUUUUUCACCGUUCUCUUCUCUUUCCUCUGUAGGCAUUGAAAACAGAGGAAGGGGAAACAACACAUAAAAACAGAGAGAGAGAAAACAGAAAAGAGAAAGAGAAAGAGAGUGAGUAAAAAAAUCACAACAACAAUAAAGCACUCACUCACUUACUCACUCGCUCACUCACCCACCCACCAUGCGAAUCUGAAGAGAACAGAAUAACUCACUUCUCUCUCUCUAUCUUCUUUUCGCGUUCUCAAUGGCCAUUCAUUGAGAACAAAACAAAAAACCUAAAAGGAAAAAAAAUAAGAGUAAGAGUACGAGUAAGGUCUUUGUUUUAUCUGUUAUUACUUUGAUGAAUGGCGGAAGCAAACGGCGACGUUUUCCAGUGGCUGAAGUCGAUGCCGUUAGCGCCGGAGUACAGGCCGACACUAACGGAAUUCCAAGAUCCGAUCGCCUACAUUUUCAAGAUCGAGAAGGAAGCUUCCAAGUACGGAAUCUGCAAGAUCAUACCGCCGUUUCCACCGCCGCCGAGGAAGGUUGCAAUUGCCAACUUCACUCGCUCGCUGACUAAGCCCGACGAGCCUAACUCAAAGCCUACAUUCACCACUCGCCAGCAGCAGAUCGGGUUCUGCCCCCGCCGGCCCAGGCCCGUUCAGAGGCCCGUGUGGCAAAGCGGUGAGAACUACACUUUUCAGGAAUUCGAGGCUAAGGCCAAAGCAUUCGAGAAGAGCUACCUCAAGAAGCAUCAUCUUCACCACCAAGGCCACCGGAAGGGAGGAGGAGGUGGUGGUGGUUCCGGUGGCCUAGGGCCUCUCGAGGUGGAGACGCUGUUCUGGAAGGCGACCGUUGACAAGCCGUUCUCGGUGGAGUAUGCGAACGACAUGCCGGGCUCGGCGUUCAGCCGGAAAUGCAGGGAGGAGUGUGCGGCGGCGCUAGCGGAGUCGGCGUGGAAUAUGAGGGAGAUUUCGAGGGCGAAUGGUUCUUUGUUGAGGUUCAUGAAGGAGGAGAUACCUGGUGUUACUUCUCCUAUGGUGUAUUUGGCUAUGUUGUUCAGCUGGUUCGCUUGGCAUGUUGAGGACCAUGACCUCCAUAGCUUGAAUUACCUUCACAUGGGUUCUGGGAAGACCUGGUAUGGCGUGCCGAGAGAUGCAGCCGUUGCGUUCGAAGAUGUUGUUAGGGUUCAUGGAUAUGGCUCUGAGAUUAAUCCUCUUGUUACUUUUUCUACUCUUGGCGAGAAAAACACAGUGAUGUCACCUGAAGUAUUGAUAAACGCAGGUGUUCCAUGCUGCAGGUUGGUUCAAAAUGCUGGGGAGUUUGUUGUGACUUUUCCAAGAGCUUAUCACACAGGGUUUAGUCAUGGUUUUAAUUGUGGAGAGGCAGCCAAUAUUGCAACGCCUGAAUGGUUGAGAGUUGCAAAAGAUGCUGCUAUUCGGAGGGCUUCAGUAAAUCAUUCUCCUAUGGUUUCACAUUUCCAGUUACUUUAUGACCUAGCCUUAGCUUUGUGUUCUAGGUUUGUCUUCUGCUAUUAUGGCUUCUUACUUUUGGCUGUAACAGGGUGGGUGGUCCUUGUUGAGGACUUAAUGUCACUCCCCCAAUAUGAUUUGCUCAUACAUGUGUUCUCUCCUCACGCACUCAAAAUUCCAGAACUAUUUGUCCAGGAUGUGUCACAGAAUAAUGAUCUGCUUCAAGAACUCAGCAAGGGAUCUGAGAUUAUACUUCUACCUCGUAGCUCAUUUGACAUUUCUCUUUGCUCAAAAUUACGAUCUGGAUCCAAACAACGGAAAGUGAACUCUCGAUUUUCCCUUGGUGCAUGCAACUCCGAGGAAAUGAAUUCCUCAAAAGGUUUUGUUUCUGAUGAUCUGGCAUUCAGCAUGAACAGAGGAAUCAAGCAAGAAGGUUCCCUUUCUAUAAAAGACAAGAUUACUUCAUUGUGUGAAAGGAGCAUGAUUUCCUCAUAUGAUGUAAAUGGCAACAUCUGCUCUUCAAGUUCCAAGCAACUUCAAGGUGACAAUGAAAGAGAAAGUGGUGAAGGGGAUGGUUCGCCAGAUAAGAGACUUUUUUCAUGUGUCACAUGCGGAAUAUUGUGCUUUCCUUGUGUAGCUAUUGUACAGCCUAGAGAAUCUGCUGCUAGAUAUCUCAUGUCAGCUGAUUGUAGUUUCUUUAACGAUUGGGUUGUUGGUUCUGGAGUGUCUAGCAAAAAGUUUAUUGCCCAUGAAGAAGCGGCUUUUCCUGAACCAAGUAUGUAUGCAGGGUGGACAGAAAAGAAGACCCAAGGAUUGUAUCAGGAUCCUGUUCAAUCUGCCCAGUAUCAGCUACAGACUGCUGAGCGUAAUUAUGAGGAGUCCCUUGGAAAAAGCAAUACAGCUCUUGCAUUGUUGGCUUCAACAUAUGGAAAUUCUUCCGACUCUGAGGAAGAGCAUGGUGACUCAGAUAUUGUAGUUGAUGGUCAUGAAUCACCUAUGAUUAAUGCCACAUUAGGAGGAUCACCAUCUAAUUUUCAAGAUGGCUGUACUAUUCCCCUCACUGGACCUGAUAGCAGAAAUGAUUUUAGUCAUCAAUCUUUUGACCACUCUUUAGAAAAACAGGAUUGUGAUACUUCUUCAGGGUUUGCAUUAAAAAAUAUGAGGGCAAUGUAUACCAAUGAUACUGAAAAAACAUUGUUGGGCAAGGCUAUGGUUCCAAAUGAUGAUAAAAAUGCCUCAGUGAUGCCACAAGGUGAUCAAGACUCAUCUAGAAUGCAUGUCUUCUGUCUGGAGCAUGCUGUAGAAGCAGAGCAGCAACUUCGCCCAAUAGGUGGAGCCCACAUAAUGCUCCUAUGUCAUCCAGAUUUCCCCAAGAUAGAGGCUGAAGCUAAGCUUGUAGCAGAAGAUCUUGGGAUUGAUUACCUGUGGAAGAAGAUUGAGUACAGGCAUUCCAGCAAGGAGGAUGAGGAGAGGAUCCAGGUAGCCCUGGAUAGUGAGGAAGCUAUUCCUGGGAAUGGGGACUGGUGUGUGAAGCUGGGAAUCAAUCUUUUCUACAGUUCAACUCUUAGCCGUUCUCCUCUUUACAGUAAGCAGAUGCCUUACAAUUCUGUCAUAUAUUAUGCAUUUGGCCAAAGCUCUCCAGCAAGUUCACCAUUAGAACCAAAGGUCUAUCAGAGAAGGGUUAACAAGCAGAAAAAGAUAGUUGCUGGGAAAUGGUGUGGUAAAGUUUGGAUGUCCAGUCAGGUACAUCCUCUUUUGGCCAAAAGAGAUUCUGAAGAUGUUGAAGAUGAGAAAAGCUUACAUGGGUGGGGAUUACAUGAUGAGAAAAUAGAGAGAUCAGGAAGCAUCCCUAAAAGCGAAACUAGUGCCAGAAAAUCAGGUAAGAAGCGGAAAAUGACUAUUGAGAAUGGAAGAGCCAGGAAAGGCAGUUUUGCUGAGAGAGAUGUGGAUUUGGAUAAUCCAACUGAAGACAAACCUAACCAACAGCUGAGGAGGACUCUUAGAAGUAAGCAAGCCAGGGAUAUUGAGAGUGAAGGUGCGGAUUUGGAAGGGGAUUAUUCUCCCCCAUAUCAUAGAAAACCUUUAAGUGACCAAACAAAUUGCACAGGAAGUGAUGCAGUUUCUGAUGAUUCACUUGAUGAUAAAUUUAUUGACAAUGAUGUGGUUUCAGAUGAUACAAUGGUCUAUGAUUCUGAUUGCCAUCAGAGAUUUGAACAUAGCAGCAUGCAAGUUGAAGACAUAGAAGAUGCAGUUUCUGAGGAUUCAUUGGAUGACGGUUCUCUUCAGCUUCAUAGGAAGAAUUCUAAAAGCAAGCAUGCCAGAUACAUUAGAAAAGGCAGAUGCAUUGCUGAGAAAGAGGAAAUGAUGUCUGAUGACCAAUUGGAGCCACACAAGAAGAACAAGCAACAGAGGAAUCCUAAAAGCAGGCAAGCGAAAUACCUUGCAAGAGAAGAUGCUAUAUCACAUGGUCAAUUGGAAGGACAUUGUCGCAAGUAUAGAAAGACUCCUAAAGGUAGGCUGGCCAAAUAUGUAGCAGGGGAAGAUGUAUCAUCUGAUGAGCAAUUGGAGAAUUACAGUCGGAAGCAGCAAACAAGUCUUCCUAAAAGGCAGAAAAACAAAGGUGUAUUGACUGAUGACCAAUUGGAGGACCAUUUUCAGAAGCAGCAAAAGAGUGUUUCUAGGCGAAGGCAAAACAAAGGCAUUGAAAGAGGGGUUAAAGACGAAAUGUCUGAUGACCAAUUAGAGGAUCACGUUCAGAAGCAGCAAACUAGUGUUUCUAAGAGAAGGCGAAACAAACAAAUUGAAAGAGAUGAUGUAAUGUCUGAUGAUGAAAUGGAGGAUCAUUUUCAGAAGCAGCGGAGUAGUAUUCCUAGAAAUAGGCAAAACAGUAAUUCUCAUCUGGCCCAUAAAACUCCUAAACGAAAGCAAGCGAAAUGCGUUGAUGAUGAUGAUGGUGAUGAUGAUGAUGUAAAUUCUGACGAUGAAGUGGAAGAUGAUUCUCAGCAGAAGCAGCAGAGAACUCUUAGAAGUAAGCAAUCAAAACCAAUGACACUCAAGCAGAUGAAGCAAGCUCGCUCUCUCCAAAUGAAAAAUCAGACAUCCCGGUCUGUAAAACGAGGUGCUCAGACACUUAAGAAAUUAAAGGCAUCUCAGAUUCGGAAUAAGCAAUCUGGUAAAUCCAGAGAGUUUAGUUUGAAAAUGGAAGAGGGGGAAGAAGGUGGACCUAGCACACGCCUUAGGAAGAGAGCCCCAAAAGUCGAGGAGUCUGAUGGAAUAUCAAAAGAAAAGCAAACCAAAAAGAAAAGGGUGAAGAAUGCUACAUCUGCAAAGGCAGCUAGCAAUGCUAAAGUGAAGGAUGAGGAAAAUGAAUUCCAGUGUGACAUUGAUGGCUGCACCAUGAGUUUUGGGUCAAAACAGGAGCUGAUGCAUCACAAGAGAAAUAUAUGUCCUGUAAAAGGUUGCGGGAAGAAGUUUUUCUCGCACAAAUAUCUGGUGCAGCACCGACGAGUUCACGAGGAUGACCGCCCAUUGAAGUGCCCUUGGAAGGGCUGCAAGAUGACUUUCAAGUGGGCAUGGGCUCGUACAGAACAUAUUCGAGUCCACACUGGUGCGCGACCGUAUGUAUGUGCCGAGCCAGGCUGUGGGCAAACAUUCAGAUUUGUGUCUGAUUUCAGUCGCCAUAAGCGUAAGACUGGGCACUCAACAAAGAAGAGUCGUUAAUAUCAAUUGGAGUAGAUGUUGUUGUUACUUUAACAUGGUUUAUGAAUUUAUGAAUCCAUUGCUCAAUUGACCAUUCUAGGACUAGGUUUUAUUAACAGUUUAGGAUAUCCCUGCAAUUGCCAUUUAGAGUAACUAUUAAUUCUGUUUCUUUUUGGGUAUUUUUAACCCAUUUGUUUAUUCUAAUUGAAGCAAUUGCUUAGAUUUGGAAACAUGAUAUUCAUCCAAUUCUAUCACAUGCAAAUGUUGUUCCAACAUUUAUGUACAAUCCUUAAGAAUUUGUUCCAGUGGCACUUCCCCUGGUUAAGGUGUAUUUUGGUAGGGGUGUCAUUUUGUAGAUGAUUCCUGAAUUUAGAGUAGAUUUAUUAUUAUUAUUUUUUAUUUUCA